UGGACUCCGACAAACCGGACAAGAAUUAUGCAACUUGAGCCACGGGUCGAUGCAUUCGGUGUGGAAGCAAUGUUCACAUUCGGUGAAGAGGAGAAGGAUUUGUAUACCAGAAAUACUUAAAGCUUUGUGUGACUCUGAGAUAAUGCACUGUGAAGGAAUCAGCAGAGAAGCUGCUGGGAGAUUCUUAUGGAAACAAUGUCACCGUCUGUUCUUGCUUUCAUUGUGUGGUACUUCACAAGUAUUCCUGCAAUUUAAAAUAUCAACUGCAUGGGGUGCGAUAACUGCUUCAGGUUGGGAAUCAUCUGCCUCUCCGGUCCAAGACUUGAGGUUGAGAAUACCUACAGAGAUUUCAUGUGGAAAUGUAUGAGACAGAGGAAAAUGUUUAGAAUCAAGAAUUUUGAAAAAUCACUUACCUCAGCCAUAUUCUUUGUAACUUCACUCUCUUCAAUUCCUAGUUGGUUAAGCAUGAACUCCGCUAAUAACAAAGAGGCAGCAAACAAAUUAAGAAGUUU
This is a messenger RNA of Arabidopsis lyrata subsp. lyrata, 512 nucleotides long. RefSeq lists its product as uncharacterized. The transcript is spliced from 3 exons. NCBI's taxonomy places the organism in Eukaryota, Viridiplantae, Streptophyta, Magnoliopsida, Brassicales, Brassicaceae. Bases 50 to 367 code for a protein of 105 amino acids. The record is from RefSeq and is a predicted model, not a curated record.